Molecule: messenger RNA, 603 nt
Organism: Gloeophyllum trabeum ATCC 11539
Lineage: Eukaryota; Fungi; Basidiomycota; Agaricomycetes; Gloeophyllales; Gloeophyllaceae
Product: delta-endotoxin CytB
Exons: 4
Coding region: 1-603 (200 amino acids)
Cellular component (GO): extracellular region
Source: RefSeq, a predicted model, not a curated record
AUGAUACGUUUUCUCGCCAUCAGUGAUCCCGCCUACUUCAAUGAGUUCUCCAAAUUGCCUUCGGCCCUCGUGACCACUACGGACGCCCUGGAGAAUGGGGACGAGCAAAAAUGGUUCGACUGGGACGGUUUUCACACCGCGAUUAACGGCUACAAAGGCGACGACCUUACAUUCGACAAGUUCAAGAGCAACAAGAUAAACCAGUCGACUGCGACUGUAUCCACCAUGGUCGACAAGAUUGUCACCUUCAUGCGCGACGCGCUGAGCGUGGUGCUCCUGGAUAAAGAUGUCACCGCACUGAAGGCUAAUAUCGAGGCGACGUUCACGAACCUCAAGGAGGCAAAAGACAAAGGUUGGGCUGACUUCUCCAAAUCGAGCUCUGCGGAGAACUCGUCCUGGGAGUACCGCGUCCUGUUCGCCUUCCCGAACCCGGACCUGGAGGACUUCUUCUACAGCUUGGUGACGACCAUCAAGCUCGAGGCAGACAUAACCGAGGAGUCGAGUUGGUGGGGAUUGACGAGCAGCACCUCGAGGAACUUCUCCAGCGCGAUUGAUGCCAUGGAGCUCGUCGUCAUGAAGGGCUUCAGGGACCCGUCAGAAUAA